This is a messenger RNA of Thrips palmi, 1567 nucleotides long. RefSeq names its product EP300-interacting inhibitor of differentiation 3 (gene Nse4). Gene Ontology annotation, cellular component: Smc5-Smc6 complex; nucleus. The record is from RefSeq and is a predicted model, not a curated record. Bases 220 to 1161 code for a protein of 313 amino acids. Lineage: Eukaryota; Metazoa; Arthropoda; Insecta; Thysanoptera; Thripidae. The transcript is spliced from 7 exons. Gene Ontology annotation, biological process: DNA repair.
GGAGACGCGGGAGCGGGAAUAACGUGUCUGGACCUGUUUGCAUUUGCAUUUGGCUUUGGUUCCUUUGCUCAAGAGACAUGGGGCGAGUAUUUCACUGAUUCUGAUUGAUCAGGAAGUUUCUUACUUUGCGAAUAGUCAAACUUAUCUCCACUUUAAGGAGAAUACUUGUUGUCAUCAAGCUUUAAGUGUGUCCGAGACCUCAGAAGUUCCGAACGGACCAUGUCUAACGAUUCAGACUCUGAGGCGAUGGAUGUGGAUGAAACCCUUAAUGACACUCAGGCCACAAAUUGCAGUACUCCUGGUGGAGGCGGUUCCGAUGAGGCGCUCAUUGACAUCUACGCCAAGCAGUAUGAAGAGGCGCAGAAAAUAUUGCAGGAUGGCCUCACGGACGCCGAGUCAGUUGCAAAAGUGGGACAGUUGCUGAGAGAUUCGUCUAUACACUGUAAAAAAGAGAAAAAAGUACGGGAGUCACUAUUUGGUAGCUCAGUCUUGUCACUGUGUGCUCAAAUAUCCAAGAAUCAAGCUCUUGCAUUAGACACAAAUUUGUCGGCAUUCGACGUUCAAGCGUUUGCUGAUGGCAUACUUGCUUAUGCUUUUGAUGGAGAAACUGAAACAGUCGACUGGGACAAGUUAUCUAAGAGGGCCUCUAAAAUGUUCAAGAGGUCUCCAGCAAUGUCGUAUAUGUAUGGCUCUUUCAAAGCAACUGAGCUUCCAAGGAAGGAACCCAAGGAGCGUGUUCGACGACAAGCAUUCAAAGCUACUGGAGAGAAGAAAGAACCUGAAAAGGUUACCAAUGUCACAGCUACUGAUGAGGGAAAUGACAAAGCUGUUCAGCAUCUAAAGAAGGUACUCAAGAGCAAAUUCAGGGAAUCUGGUAACCAACCAAUUGAUUUCUUUAAAUUUGUGUUGGAUCCUACCUCAUUUCAUCGCACUGUUGAGAACAUAUUCCACCUCUCGUUUUUGAUGAAAAACAACAUUUGCGCUGUGAGACAAGAUAAUGGAGGAGGACUUCCAUACAUACACUAUGUGAGUACCCAAGAAUGUACGGAAUUGCAGAAGGGGAAAAAGUUGCAGUGCAUUCUUUCCAUCACCCCUGAACAAUGGGAGACUUUAGUGGAAGCUUUUAAGGUUGACAAGCCUAUGGUACCACCUUUGACUUGAAGUGACCAAAGAUGCUGCUGCUGACCUCAGUUGCACCACCACACAACCAAGCCUCUCUUCUAUGUGAUUCAGUAUUUUUAGUCUUGUCACUAUAACAUACUAUUUCUAUUUUAUGUUUUCUUCUUAUGUACCUCUAAUUUAAUUGUUAAAACACAAAUUAUAAAUGUUCCUGCCAAAUCUUUAGUCAUAUUAUUAUUUAAUUAGAAAUGUGACUACGUAAUAUCUAAUAGCUUAUUAAGAUGUAUUAGUUUCACUAUGGCAAAUAGUGCCUUUUUCUCCAUGAACCUUUACUGAUACAUAGUUUUUAAGUCUUAAUGUUUCUACAGUAUUUUAUCUUUCCUCAUUACCAAGUUGAGGUUGUAAACAGAGCUAAGAGUUAGCCAAUAAAUAUUGUUUAUUUCUUUAA